CUAUUCCAUCAAAAUGAGCGCAAAUGUCAAAUCAAGUUUGGUUCACAUCCCGUCAGAGUCUGAUGCCUCCCCUACGACACAUAGCAGCCACGAUUCCCCGGAGCAGAUGACUGAAGAUGAUGAUCAACGAUCGAUCGCAACCCCAGUUCAUCUGGACCAAAGAGCUCGUGGAUUUGCCAACGAAUUGGAGCCUGUUGAACCUUUAUCAAGACUACCCAUUGAACGACCUAUCCAAUCGGCAGAAGAACAAAAAAUGAGUAAUAAUCCAACAGAAGAAAUUCGUCCCAAUCCCUCUACUUCGAUGUCAAAUAUUGCUGAAGAUGAUCGACCUGGUUCAGGUUUACCGCAAUUACCUCCACGUAAUCCAUAUGAUCAUCCAAUCAUCAGUUCUUCCUAUUCUCAACUUCCGAGAUCCAAUCAGAGCAUAAUUCGAUUUAUGCGCUUAUCAUCUCGAUGGUUCUUGUACGGUGGCACCUUAUCAGGUAUCAUCGUCCUUCUAUAUCAGCGAUAUCUCUUCCCCUCUCUAGAGGCUCGCACACGCGCACUCACAGCUUUGACCGCCCUCGGAGUGAAGUUAUACACUGGAUGUCUCGAGCGCGUAGGGGAUAUUGCGAAAUCAUAUUCCGGACUUCUAGGUAAACAGACGAAAGAAAUUGAGCCUCAACAAACCGGAAUAUCCGAAUCCGAUCCAGCACCUGUAACUAAACUCGAAGAUGAGACCACAGCGGUUUCAAAUGAUGCACCAAUCCCACCUUCUUCAGAAGUUCAAUCAAAACUUCAAGAACAUAACCAGUCAAUAAACCAAUCACUUGCUCGUCUCGCUGAUCUACUCCGACAAAGAGAAUUGAGGAAAACCACAUCUUCACCAUUUGAAGAGCGUCUUAAGCGGCACGGAAUUCCAGUUGAACCACAAGGCCCUCAAGUGAUCACAUUACAUCAUACUCUAAAAACCUUUGCAGAAGAGAUGGAAGCAAUCCGAUCUUCGAAUUCGAUCCAUCAUAGUCAUUUUGGCACAGCACGUCAUUUCAGUCAAUUUCUUCCACAGUUUUCUGAUUCACAGAGUGGAAAGCCUGAAACGGUAGAUAGACAUCAAAAGGUUAUCAAUGAAUUUAAAAAUGAAAUGCGUAGUUUAAAAGGUAUGUUACUCAAUCGAAGGAAUUUUGCCACUUGGAACCCGGCUUGAUAUGGUUGGGAACAUAGUAUAUGUAAAAUUAUUUAUCGUGGAGAGAUCCCAAUUUCUCGUCGUUAUUAUCGUUUGAUUUGUGUAUUUGUGUUUGGUUGAACUAAUUAGUUGAUACUUCGGUACGAGUCAUCAUGGUAUCAAUCUCCUACUCAACCUUUUCAUGAUGAGGAUCAAUUCCUUAAUCAUUGGUACCACAUGUGCCUUUU
Molecule: messenger RNA, 1389 nt
Organism: Melampsora larici-populina 98AG31
Lineage: Eukaryota; Fungi; Basidiomycota; Pucciniomycetes; Pucciniales; Melampsoraceae
Exons: 3
Coding region: 14-1183 (389 amino acids)
Source: RefSeq, a predicted model, not a curated record